Messenger RNA from Ogataea philodendri, 1206 nucleotides. RefSeq lists its product as uncharacterized. NCBI's taxonomy places the organism in Eukaryota, Fungi, Ascomycota, Pichiomycetes, Pichiales, Pichiaceae. The transcript has a single exon. The coding region runs from base 1 to 1206 and encodes 401 amino acids. Gene Ontology annotation, molecular function: protein binding. The record is from RefSeq and is a predicted model, not a curated record.
AUGGGUUUGGGGAUCAAGCGGCAGAAGCCCGAUGCGUUGGACAAUAUUGCGCCAAACUCGCUGGCGGGUCUUCCAAAGGAGUUGUUAGACAAAAUAUUGGCUUAUACAGAGGCACGCGACUAUAUUUCUGUGUUACUCAGUUGCAAGACCAUCUAUCAGAAAUGUCAUUUGACGGUCUUUGGGCUGAAACCUUUGAGGUUACAGUAUGUGGGAAGAAAGGGCGACUUCCGUUACAACUGGAAUCUACAAACAACAUGGAAUCUACUGGUCCAUAUGGCGGAGAACCCAGAGAUAUAUGCCCAGAUCAAGAUUUUUCAACUCAAAAACGACAUCUCCAUCAGGGAAUUCCAGAAAACACACAAAGACCUGAAACACCACUCAAGACGAGAUAAAGUUCGGGACCCUGUGGUCAACUACCACGAGAUCCCAAAAAACCUGAUCCUGGUGCUACCCAAAUUUGUUAAUCUCAGAUAUUUAAAAGUGGACGUUGGAGACUUUAUCUUUUUGAGGAACCUACUAGAAGCUCUUCCGGCCAAACUAAAGGGUCUUCAAAUCAACAUCAACGUGUCGCAUCCGGACUUUAGCCCAAAGAAAGCACAGACCCCAAAAUUAAGGUGCAAGGGUCUGAAAAGUCUGACGAUCUGUUCGAGCGGGAAAGCUCCCAUGAUCUAUGGAAAGCUGAAAAGCAGACAUGUGAUGAAAGUCCCCAGCAGAUACCUGAUCGAGGAAACAACCUUUUCGAACCUGAUCAAGCAAAAGUUCGAGAACGACGACAAGAGUAUCAAGAAACAGCCGUAUCUCAAGUUUUUCGGCGAAAUGAUGGCCCAACUGGUGGAAACCAACUCUGCUACGCUAUACUCGAUAGACAUUCGUGGGAUGGACGCCAUGCUGGUUUUCUUAUCUGGAAACAUGGACAAGCCGAUGCCGAAUCUGCGAGUGAUCAAGCUGUGCAACUUGUCGAUUCCUCGACUAAACUGGUGGCUACCAAGUUUGGAGCAUCUAAACUCGAACAAACGUCUUUUCUUGUCGGGCAACACGAGUCUUGUUCUGCCCCCGAUUGUUGUGAUUUUCUCGAGGCUUUUCAACCCAAUGGGCUCAUCCAACAACUCAUACUGUCGUGCCAGGUUCUUUGGAGACCCCGAGCACCAGUGGUUCAGCAUGGGCGGAGAGGCAAAGCGGUUUUGGGAGGAGAUCUAUUAUCAUUGA